UGUCGCCGGCGUGCAGAAGCUUGUGGCAAAUGAGAGGGAAGCAAGAAUAUACCAAGCAUGGGAGCAGCACCGGGACGACGGCGAUAUGGCGGCUGCUGCUGCUGCCGCCUCUGCUAGUUCUCAUUGUGCUCAAGACUGGGUUCCUGCCGCAGGUCACUCGCUUUCGGGAGACAGGAUUCACCAAAGUCAGAGACGAAAUGGUUCACAAGGUUUCAACUUUAGGUCUGGACGGUGCAAGGUGGCAGGAGCCAUCACAUGACAAGGUGAAGCGAGAAACUGCAAAAGAGUACAACAAACCACACCAAAUGUUGGCUGCAAACAGCGCAAAAGAUACUUCAUUGAUAAAUUCAGAUGUGGCAGCACCAAUCAGCAAGUUAACAUGCAACUUCAGCAAUGUUCACUCUGACACCUGCACAAUGGAAGGCGACCUACGAAUCCAUGGCAAAUCCGCCACAGUCUAUGUCGUCUCAGCAUCUACCUUCCGGCUGGAGAAUUCAACGAUCAAGGUGCAGCCAUACACGAGAAAGUGGGAGAAAGAGACCAUGUCGAGGAUCCGGGAGGUCACCAUGCGAUCCAUGGCUCCAGCACCUUACAGUUUCACUAUCCCACCGCGAUGCACGGUCAGGCACGACGUGCCAGCAGUGGUCUUCUCCACCGGUGGCUGCGGUACAAACUUCUUCCAUGCCAUGAGCGACCUCAUCGUCCCCCUAUACAUCACGUCCCACGAAUACGACGGCCGCGUCCAGCUUCUCAUCACCGAUUAUCAACCCAAAUGGGUUGCCAAGUUCAGGCCGAUCCUCGCCGCUCUAUCCAUGUACCCCGCGAUAGACUUCGAUGCCGACACCGCCGUGCGCUGCUUCCCGUCGGCGCAUGUUGGGUUGGAGAGUCACAGGAUGCUUGGGAUCGACCCUGACCUCUCCCGGAACGGUUACACCAUGAUGGGAUUCCGUGACUUCCUCCGGUCUACCUUGUCGCUGCAGCAGCCAUGGACGGCCCCUAUAAACAGGAGCUCUGGACGGAAGCCCCGGCUCGUCAUGGUUCUCCGGCGCCACUCAAGGGCAAUAACGAAUGAAGCCGAUGUCAUCACCUCCAUGGUAGACUUAGGCUUUGAGGUGGUUGCAGCAGGACCAGAGGACGUCAGUGACAUGCGCCAAUUCGCCGGGGUGGUGAACUCCUGCGACGCGAUGGUGGGCGUGCACGGCGCUGGGCUGACCAACAUGGUGUUCUUGCCUCACAACGCCACGGUGGUGCAGAUCAUUCCCUGGGGAGACAUGAAGUUGGCGUGCAGGUAUGACUUCGGCGAUCCGGUGCCGGAUAUGGGGCUCCGGUAUGCAGAGUACGAGGUGACCGCGGAGGAGACAACCCUGAACGAUAAGUAUCCCAGGGACCAUCCCGUGUUCACAGACCCAGCUUCGUUACACCGCCAGGGUAAACUUUGGGAGAUCUUCCUGCAGGGCCAGAACGUCACCCUGGACAUCGGCCGGUUCAGAAGAGUCAUGCAGCAAGUGUACCAGUCCAUCACAACGGAGUAGAGUAGAAGGAAUGCAUGCAUCAAGCUGUCUCUGAAGUGGUACGGAUCAAUGUGUAAUUUUCAUCAUCUUUUUAGGUUUCGUUUUUCAGCUCCUAGCUAUUGUCACUCAUUAGUCACAGUAUAGUUUAUGAAAAUAAUGGCAGAAGUGUUAAGAGGGUUGCAGAAUGGCAUAGGCCGAGAUAAGCGCAUGCUUGUCUUGGCACGAAUUUUAUUAUUUAUGAAUGAGGAGGGGCAAGCCCCUACUGUGUUUAGUUCGGGAAAAAGUUUGAAUUUUGGUAAUGUAGCAUAUUUCAUUGUUAUUUAA
Panicum virgatum (switchgrass) is the source of this 1835-nucleotide messenger RNA. Its product is annotated as beta-1,2-xylosyltransferase XYXT1-like. The record is from RefSeq and is a predicted model, not a curated record. NCBI's taxonomy places the organism in Eukaryota, Viridiplantae, Streptophyta, Magnoliopsida, Poales, Poaceae. Gene Ontology annotation, molecular function: glycosyltransferase activity. The transcript is spliced from 5 exons. The coding region runs from base 30 to 1532 and encodes 500 amino acids.